GUGGAGACAUCCUUUAGCCAAACAUGGGGGACAAUGAGGAUGCUGAAAAGGACAGCCAGGAGGAGAACUGUCUCAAUGGUGUUCAAUAUAACUGUCUUCAAUAUGAGGAGGUUCAUAUGGCGGACAGCACUAUAAUUAGACAGAUGAGGCCCACUGUGGCUUCCAGUUCCAGCAACCUACAAUUAAAGGCCAAGACUUUUGUGAAUGGGGUCAUCACACUUCAGAAAUCUUCAAGACUGAAAGAUUAGAGAUUGUCUCAUUUCCAGUAAGACCCAACAGCUGAUCCCAUCAGGGCUAAGCUAGUUUACGGGCAGACCAACUGAAGCUUUGACCUGGUGAACUCAAGAUACACACUGUCCCACCAGCCAAUCACAGAUUACCCACAAUCCUCUGUCAGACUUUCCCAUGUGCAGCAGGCUCCAGACUGCAGGACAGGCUGAAACUCUCCAACCAUGCAGAUCUCUUCCUGUUUCUGACGGACGAUGCGCUGCAUGGCGGGAGGCAGGCCGCGGGGGUUUCUGGAGAAGAUGAGGGAGUAUCCAUCCUCGCAGCUGCCAUCUUCCUUCAGGGUGCGGCAGGCGUAGAGUGACACGUCCUUUGGAGGAGGCGACCAUGGAGCCGUCAUCGUCAAUGGUGUACUCGGCUGAGAUGUUGUCCUGCAGGAACAGGCCCUCUGGAUCUUUCUUCUGCAAAGUUGGCGGCAGCUCUUUUAGAGCAGAUCUGGACCGAGUAGGAACUGCAUCUCUGAGCUGAAGAGAGAGAAGACAGGAGCACUUUGGGAGAAGAGGAGGAAGCAGGAACCAUGGGUGUUCAAAGGGAAGAUGUGGAAAAGUUCCUGAGAGAGAACCCUGCGUUUGCUAAACAAUACUUUGCCAAGACGAUGAGUGCUGCCUCAAUAUCCAAGGCAUCAGGACUCCCAGAGAAACAGAUCAACUUCAGCCAGUAUAAGGAGCUCAGUCAGUUUGAGGAAAGCCAAAUCAUGUACGACCUGAUCAAAGACAUGCAGGAGAAUGUCAACAUGGAAAAGGUGGUCUUCAAAAUCCUAAAGAGAAUCAGCGCGCUCAUCCAUGCAGAUCGAUGCAGCUUGUUUAUGUACCGACAGCGGAACGGCAUCGGAGAGCUCGCCACAAGGCUCUUCAACGUCAACGCAGAGGCACAGCUGGACGACUGUGUGGUGCCACCGGACUCUGAGAUCGUCUAUCCACUAGACAUGGGAAUAGUCGGCCAUGUGGCCCUAACCAAGAAGACUGUCAAUGUUAAAGAUGUCGCAGAGAGCCAGCACUUCAGCACGUUUGUGGAUGAACUCACAGAGUACAAAACCCGGAAUAUUCUAGCAGCUCCGAUCAUGAACGGCAAAGACAUGGUGGCUGUGAUCAUGGCUUUAAACAAGACCUCAGGACCUCAUUUCACCGCUGAGGAUGAAGAUCUCUUUUUAAAGUAUAUGAAAAUCGCAACCUUGAACUUGAAGAUCUACCACCUGAAUUACCUCCACAACUGUGAGACACGUAAAGGACAGCUGCUGCUGUGGUCUGCUAACAAGGUGUUUGAAGAGCUGACAGACAUUGAGCGACAGUUUCACAAAGCCUUGUACACGGUCCGAGCCUACCUCAACUGUGACCGCUACUCUGUGGGUUUACUGGAUAUGACAAAGGAUAAGGAGUUCUUUGAUAUCUGGCCAGUGUUGAUGGGAGAGCAGCCGCCAUAUUCUGGACCUGUCACUCCUGAUGGCAGAGAAGUGAUUUUCUACAAAAUUAUUGAUUAUAUAUUACAUGGAAAAGAAGAUAUUAAAGUAAUACCCACUCCGCCUGCAGAUCACUGGGCCUUGAGUAGCGGCCUGCCUACUUACGUUGCUGAGAGCGGCUUUAUUUGUAACAUUAUGAACGCAGCAGCAGAUGAGAUGUUCCAGUUUCAGACCGAGCCUCUUGACAGCAGUGGUUGGACCAUAAAAAACGUUCUCUCAUUGCCAAUCGUCAACAAAAAAGAGGAGAUUGUGGGAGUGGCCACUUUUUACAACAGAAAGGAUGGGAAACCUUUUGACGAUCAGGAUGAGCAGCUCAUGGAGGCUUUGACUCAGUUCCUAGGCUGGUCUGUUUUGAACACGGACACUUACGACAAGAUGAACAAGCUUGAGAACAGGAAAGACAUCGCUCAAGACAUGGUGCUCUACCAUGUCAAAUGUCGGGAUGAUGAGAUUCAGAACAUCCUGAACACCAGAGAGGUUUAUGGCAAUGAGCCCAGAGAGUGUGAAGAGGACGAGCUCCUCGAUAUCCUGAAAAAAGACCUACCUCCAUUGAUUAAGAAGUUUGAGAUCUACGAGUUCCGGUUUUCGGAUUUUAACUGCACAGAGAUGGAGCUGGUGAAGUGCGGCAUCCAGAUGUACUAUGAGGUCGGGGUGGUUAAGAAGUUCCAGGUCCCCCAGGAGGUUCUGGUCCGGUUCAUGUAUUCGGUCAGUAAAGGCUACAGAAAAAUCACCUACCACAACUGGCGUCAUGGCUUUAAUGUGGGACAGACCAUGUUUACUCUCUUAACAACGGGAUUGUUAAAGAGAUACUACACUGACUUGGAGGUGAUGGCCAUGAUAACUGCAGGCUUCCUGCAUGACAUUGAUCACAGAGGAACAAACAACUUGUACCAAGUCAAAUCUGGCAACCCUCUGGCCAAGCUUCACGGCUCAUCCAUUUUGGAACGACACCAUUUAGAGUUUGGGAAGUUUUUACUGGCUGAUGAGACACUGAACAUCUACCAAAACCUCCACAGGCGUCAGGUGGAACAUGUGAUUCAUCUCACGGACAUCGCCAUCAUCGCCACUGACCUGGCUCUUUACUUCAAGAAGAGAACGAUGUUCCAGAAGAUCGUGGACCUUUCACACACAUAUGAGGAUGAGAAGAAGUGGGUUGACUUCAUGUCUCUAGAAACAACCAGGAAAGAAAUCCUCAUGGCCAUGAUGAUGACUGCGUGUGACCUGUCAGCUAUCACUAAGCCUUGGGAGGUACAGAGCAAGGUUGCCUUGUCUGUAGCAGCAGAGUUUUGGGAGCAGGGUGACCUGGAGAGGACAGUACUGGAGCAGCAACCGAUUCCCAUGAUGGACAGAAACAAGUCAGCAGACCUUCCAAAGCUGCAGUGCGGUUUCAUUGACUUCGUCUGCACAUUUGUCUACAAGGAGUUUUCUCGCUUCCACCCACAAAUCCAGCCCAUGCUGGACGGCAUCCUGAACAACAGGAAGGAGUGGAACGCUAAAAAGGAAGAGUAUGAGGCUAAACUCAAAGCCUUAGAGGAAGAGAAGGCUGCACAAGAGGCAGCCAAAGGUCCAACAAACAACCAUGCUGGUGGAGGCUCAGGUUCCAAGACCUGUUCAGUGUGCUAAAGGACCACAAAGCUGUGCAUAUGAUGCGACUGUAAAUGGAGCACCUACAGUAUGAUUGACUACUUUGGGAGUCCCUGAGCUCCACAGCUAACUAAUGUGACUGUCUUAAUGUCAAGGGGGAAAAAAGUCAGAUGGGAAAAAUGAUUAGAGAGGGCACACCUCUUAGGUUUUUAUUCAGGAAUACUGGAUAUGAUUAGAGAGAAACCUGAAACUGAGAAAAUGUCGAGUCAUAGAAGGACAUUAAUUCAGGUGAGUGAAGAUAUUCAACCUAAUCUUCCACACCAAGGGAUGGUUACCUAUUCUUAUAUACCUAGUUAUAAAUCUGGAGUCAAGAUGAUUUUUGGUAUGUUUUUUUUCCCAUCCUCAUACACUACCAGUUUCUUUGCCUAUUGGGUAUUGAUUUUAGUGACUGAUGGUAGAAAAACUGUGUGUCUGUUUCUUUACAGUAGUUAUCAAAGGACAAAUUAAGAGGAUAACAUUUGUACAUAUAUCUGUAUAGCUGGUGAUACCUUUGUAAACAAUGUAAAUUUUAAGAGUACAUGCUGUACAGGAAAAUCCUUUACUACAAAUACCAAGUUAAAUUUGAGAAAAUAUCAUGCACGAACCUCGGUACUAUGUAUAUUGUACAUUCUUGCAAAAUACAUUUAAUGUUUAAAAGUAUACGUUCAGACAGUUAGCAGACAGAGUAUUUAUUAGAUUCUGUAAAUAUAUUUAGUCCUGUCAUCUGAUAAAACCCUGUACACUACUUCCAGUCAGAAUUUGUUUACUAUGAUUUCACAGAGCCAAACAUAGAAGAAAAGCUAAAGGCAGCUGCAGUAGAUCAUACUUCUAAAUGUUGAAAGGUCUGUAGUUGCUUUCUUGUGAUGCUUUUUAAAUACAUAUGAGGGAGUAGCUGAAAUAUGUAUAUAAUGAAUAUACAAGUUCUAAUGUCUUAUAGAAUAAGAGCAGACUGAAACACUUUUCUGUUCUGGACAUAUGUUGUUUCCAGAUAAGCUUAUUAUUAUGCAUAUAAUGAUAAUACUUUUUAAAGCACAUAAAGCAACUGUCUAUUUCCAACUGCUGCCAAAAAUUACAACUCGUCUACUCUGGAUGGGAAAUUCAUGAUCUCCAUGGAUCGGUAACACCGUGAGAAGCAGCAGAGGUCAGCCCUAGCAACACUGAACAGUAACUGGGUUUGUGAUCUUGGUACAGGGCUAUGAUAGGUUAAGAUGUGUUUUGAUGUGUCGACAAAACAGAACACAAAAAUGUAAAUGUGGAAAAUGCCCAAACUCAAAAAGCAUCGGGUCAAAGACCUGGAGGCAGGACAAUUGAGGAAGUAGUGCAAAACAUGUGCACAUCAGGCACAGCUGCAAAAACAACUUCACGUCAUGAAUUAUAUAUAAAAGCUUCCACCCUGUAAUAUAUUAUAUUAUAUUAAGGUUUAGUCAAAAUAUAGAUGAUUUUCUCAGAGGUAAAAGUUGUUACCUCAUAAAAUCCUGAAGCGUUUUUUUUUUUUAAAUAUGUGAAUCUUGCUUGCCUAAAUGUACAUAUGUUAAAGCAUGCCACAUAUGUUAAAAAAGAAGAAGUGUAAAUCAGAGAUGGCUGUACAAUAGUCGACAGUAAAUGUACCUUAAUCUGCUUGAGAUAUUGGGCCAAUUCAGCCUGGUGGUUGAGUUGCGUGCCCCAUGUGCAGAGGCUGUGGUCCUCAGCUGGUCAACCCGACCAUUCAGCCCUUUUCCCCCCCCAUAUCACUCCCCACUCCCUUCUGGUUUCCCUCUCUUUCCAGUCCUAUCCUCUCUAAAUGAAGGCAUACAAAGCCUGAUGAUGUAUUUUACAAAAGUAGCUUGAGAUUUAACAUCUUUAAAUGAAUGAAUGAACGGUCAUUCAGUAACUAUAUUUGUAAAAUGACGGAACAAUAAAGCAAAUGUAUUUUUCUGGA
Notolabrus celidotus (New Zealand spotty) is the source of this 5282-nucleotide messenger RNA. It is a transcript of the gene pde6b, whose product is annotated as phosphodiesterase 6B, cGMP-specific, rod, beta. Gene Ontology annotation, cellular component: photoreceptor outer segment membrane. Gene Ontology annotation, biological process: signal transduction; retina development in camera-type eye. Lineage: Eukaryota; Metazoa; Chordata; Actinopteri; Labriformes; Labridae. The coding region runs from base 803 to 3364 and encodes 853 amino acids. The record is from RefSeq and is a predicted model, not a curated record. The transcript is spliced from 29 exons. Gene Ontology annotation, molecular function: protein binding; 3',5'-cyclic-nucleotide phosphodiesterase activity.